This is a messenger RNA of Cynara cardunculus var. scolymus (artichoke), 729 nucleotides long. Its product is annotated as thioredoxin H-type-like. The transcript has 5 exons. Bases 140 to 559 code for a protein of 139 amino acids. The record is from RefSeq and is a predicted model, not a curated record. Lineage: Eukaryota; Viridiplantae; Streptophyta; Magnoliopsida; Asterales; Asteraceae.
GUGUCGCGAGUUUUAGAUAAACUUUGUGUUCCUGUGAACCCUAAUUAGGUUCUUUCUGCCGGAUCAACUCAUUUCAAUUGUUGGCAGAAACCUCAAAUUUCAGGAAAAACCCAUUGCUUUUACAGUUUUAAACAUCCGAAUGGGACUUUGCUUCUCUUCAACUCCAAAAGAAGAAGAUGAGCCUGACCAUCAUGCGCAAUUUGUGGGAGGUAAUGUGAAUCUCAUCACUACCAAGGAUGCUUGGGACAAAAAGCUAUCGGAAGCAAAGACGCAAGGCAAAAUAGUGAUUGCCAACUUUAGUGCAACUUGGUGUGAUCCUUGCAAAUCAGUUGCACCAUAUUACGUUGAGCUUUCAGAGAAGCAUCCUUCUCUUAUGUUUCUUACCAUAGACGUUGAUGAAUUAACGGAUUUUAGUAAGCAAUGGGAAGUAAAAGCUACGCCAACGUUCUUCUUCCUUAGAGACGGACAACAAAUAGAUAAACUUGUGGGAGCCAACAAGCAUGAACUGGAAAAGAAGAUAACCAAUAUACUCGAGGAUUCGAAUACAACUCAUCACUAGCUGCCUUGCCCUGCCCGGCUGGUUCGGGUUAUAAUUUGGUCAACGGUUGGUUAUGUAUUUAAUCAUGUAUAGAAAUUUCGGUGGGUGAGUGUUGUGUGUAUGCGAAUGUAAUGUUUGUAAAGCUUAUAAACACCUUGUUCUAUGUUUACCAAAAAGAAAGUUUCUCAACA